Grus americana (Whooping crane) is the source of this 3619-nucleotide messenger RNA. It is a transcript of the gene DDHD1, whose product is annotated as DDHD domain containing 1. The transcript has 13 exons. The record is from RefSeq and is a predicted model, not a curated record. Lineage: Eukaryota; Metazoa; Chordata; Aves; Gruiformes; Gruidae. Gene Ontology annotation, cellular component: cytoplasm. Gene Ontology annotation, molecular function: metal ion binding; glycerophospholipase activity. The coding region runs from base 112 to 2712 and encodes 866 amino acids.
CCCGCCCGGACGGAGCCGCCGGCGGCUGCGGCAGCCGCGGGCCGGGCGUGAGCGGGGCGGUGCGGGGGCGGGCGAGGUGAGGCGGCACCGCCGGGCCGGGCGCGCUGCGGCAUGGAUUACCCUGAGCGCAGCUCGCCGCAGGACGCCUGGGACCUGCCGGGCGAAGCCAGCGGCUACGGUGGCGGCGGCGGCUGCUACGAGCGGCCGGCCCGCGGUGAGGAGGAAGCGGCGGUUGAGGAGGCGGAGAGCCGCGGCGUGCAGCAUCCCCUCGCCCGCCCGCCCCGCCGCCCUCCCCAGCAGCGCCCCGGGCCGUUGCUCCGCGCCGCGCUCUCCACCUCCUCCUCCGAGGGGGAACCGGAGACGGCGGCGGUCGCCCUGCCGCGGGAACCCAGCCUGAGCGACGAGGCCGGCGGCGGUGAUUUCGAUUCGGCCGAGUCCGGCGCCUCGCUGCGCUACUCCACGGGCACGGGCGGCGAGGGCAGCGAGGGCGAGGGAGCGGGGCUGGCGAGCAGCGAGAGCGGCGGCAGCGGCUUCUCCCUGGCGGCGGCCGCGCUGCCCGAGAGGAGGCGGCCGGGCGGCGGCCGGCCCCGCUAUGAGGUGGUGCGGGAGCUGGGCGCCGAGGAGGUGCGCUGGUUCUACCGGGAGGACCGAAAAACCUGGAAGCCCUUUAUCGGUUACGACUCGCUGCGGAUCGAGCUGGCCUACCGUGCUCUCGGACCCGGCGGCCCGGCCGAGCUGCGGGAAGGCGAGGCGGCGGCGGUGGAGCCGGUGUGCGUGCGGAGCGGGCUCUACGAGGUGGACGUGGCCAGCGCGGAGAGCUACCCCGUCUACUGGAACCAAACAGAAAAGAUCCCCGUAAUGCGUGGACAGUGGUUUAUUGAUGGCACAUGGCAACCUCUGGAAGAGGAGGAAAGUAACCUAAUAGAACAGGAGCAUCUCAACCGCUUCAAAGGCCAGCAGCUGCAAGAGAGCUUUGAUAUGGAAGUAUCCAAACCUGUUGAUGGGAAGGAGGUUCUCUACUACCUCCCUCCCUUCUCCCUCCCUUCUUUGUUCAAAUGGAGAGGAUAUAAGGAGAAUUCAGACGCUGCAUGUCUUAAGCGAAAGCGUUCCCAAGCUAUUCAUAGUCUAAAGUUGAGUCGCAACCAUGUGGACUGGCACAGUGUGGAUGAAGUGUAUCUGUACAGUGAUGCAACAACAUCUAAAAUUGCAAGAACUGUUACACAAAAGUUGGGGUUUUCCAAAGCUUCAAGUAGUGGGACAAGGCUACAUAGAGGCUAUGUAGAAGAAGCUACGUUAGAAGACAAGCCACCACAAACUAGUCACAUUGUGUUUGUUGUGCAUGGUAUUGGGCAGAAAAUGGACCAAGGAAGGAUCAUCAAAAAUACAGCUAUGAUGCGAGAUACUGCAAGAAAAAUAGAAGAAAAGUAUUUUUCCAACCUUGCAACGCAUGUUGAAUUUCUUCCGGUUGAAUGGAGAUCAAAACUUACCCUCGAUGGAGACACUGUCGACUCCAUCACUCCAGAUAAAGUACGAGGUUUAAGGGAUAUGCUGAACAGCAGUGCGAUGGAUAUCAUGUAUUAUACGAGUCCUCUUUACAGAGAUGAGCUGGUCAAAGGGCUGCAGCAGGAGCUGAACCGGCUAUACACACUUUUCUGCUCCCGGAAUCCAGAGUUUGAGGAGAAAGGAGGGAAAGUCUCGAUUGUGUCCCACUCGCUGGGCUGCGUCAUCACCUACGACAUCAUGACUGGCUGGAACCCGGUCAGGCUUUAUGAACAGUUGCUGCAGAAGGAGGAGGAGGAGCUUGAAGACCGGUGGAUGAGCUAUGAGGAGCAACAUUUACUAGAAGAACUUUACCUAACUAAACAACGGUUGAGAGAGAUAGAAGAGAGGUUACAUGGGUUAAAGGCAUCCACCAUAUCAAAACCACCUGUCUUAAAAUUUAAGGUUGAGAAUUUCUUCUGUAUGGGAUCUCCUUUAGCAGUGUUUUUGGCAUUGCGUGGCAUCCGUCCGGGAAACAGCGGUAGUCAAGAUCAUAUUCUGCCCAGAACAAUUUGUAACCGCUUACUAAAUAUUUUUCAUCCAACAGAUCCAGUGGCCUAUAGAUUAGAACCUUUAAUUCUGAAACACUACAGCAACAUUUCGCCUGUCCAGAUCCACUGGUACAACACUGCAAACCCUCUACCUUACGAGCAUAUGAAGCCAAGUUUUCUCAACCCAACAAAAGAACCUACCUCAGUUACUGAUAGCGAAAGCGUUUCAACUGUACCGAGCCCAACUACUUCUCCAGUCAUGGUUCGACGCCACUACGGCGAGUCCAUAACAAACAUAGGCAAAGCGAGUAUAUUAGGAGCUGCGAGUAUUGGGAAGGGCCUCGGCGGGAUGCUUUUUUCAAGAUUUGGUCGAUCUAGUACAACCACCCCACAGACACUUGAGACGGGAAAAGAUGGAGCCGAGGGGGAGGACAAGAAGGCCACAACUGUUGGGACGCCGCCUUUCCCACACAGCAGCUCGGGCUUUCUCGAACCCACAGUGGAACUGGAGCACAGGAUUGAUUUUGAGCUCAGGGAAGGUCUCGUGGAGAGCAGAUACUGGUCCGCGGUCACAUCGCACACUGCCUACUGGUCAUCUCUGGAUAUUGCUCUUUUCCUUCUAACCUUCAUGUACAAACACGACCAAGAAGAUCCCGACAAAUCCAAUUUAGACGCUAUUUGAAUUUUUGACUGGGGAUGGAGCGGGAUGGGAAAGGAAAUUUUAAAACAUGGCACAAAACUGAUGUUUUACUGUUGAACUGCAGUAUAUAUGGCAUGGAGGUUUCAGGUUUAAGUGCAUGUUUGGAUUUUUUUCCUAUUUCUAAAGAGCGAAACUAAUUUGUAUUUGAAAGCACUUUAUAGUUUUAAACAUUUUGCAGUGCUUAAUUAGACCUGAAAUGAUUCCAAAUUCUUGCUAACUUUGACUGUAUAAAAAGCCAAUACAACGUGUAGCAUCCCGUAAGCACGGUUGUGCGGUCUGCUUGGGUGACAUACUUGUUAAUGACCAUAAUUGCUGUUUAGUUCAUUAAAUUAUAAGAGAUUAGUUGAUUUAAAAAAAAAAAAACCAACCAACAACUAAAUCAAUUUCCAUUAACAAAACUAUAUGUUAGCUACAAACCUAAAACUGCCAUGUUCUGAUGUUUUACGUAUCAGUAAAUAACAAACGGUGGUGUCAUUUUUCUAGGACUUUAUUCAGCUCCACAUCCUGUUAUCCACAGUACCAUUGAAAGACCAUUCUGACUGCUGGCUUCUGAGGGCGUAUUAUACGUGACACAUUUAGAAACUAAUGCUGAAAAAAGCAUGAAGCAAAUAUUUGAAAUACUGUAAUUAUAAUUUAUUAUUAUCUCUAAUUGUUUCAUUUUAUUCCAGUGUAUAAAACAUUACUUUUUUACUGGUUUCUUUUGGCAUAAUUUAAGAACCACAUUUAUUUUCUACAGUGUUAAGACUUUUUCUCAGAAAUACAUAUCUUUGUACUACUAUUCGAAUGAAUAUAUGGACACUGUGGCACACUUUAAGUAUUUUUUCAUUAAAAAUAAAUAUUUGUGGUUUCACACAAAUGACAUCGGUCACGUUCUUCCCAAAGGUAAGUA